Molecule: messenger RNA, 1873 nt
Organism: Syngnathoides biaculeatus (alligator pipefish)
Lineage: Eukaryota; Metazoa; Chordata; Actinopteri; Syngnathiformes; Syngnathidae
Gene: and2
Product: actinodin2
Exons: 6
Coding region: 177-1733 (518 amino acids)
Source: RefSeq, a predicted model, not a curated record
CCCCUGUGGUGGUGUUGGGUUUUUUUCCUGAUCCAGGAAGGCCUCCUUAAAACCACUGCCUUUGCCCGCCUGUUCCAAACAGGGUGGCAUAGAUGCGCAGGGGGCCACACAGUUAAAGCCACAAACACAGGAAGACGUAGAGACCGAGACCACUUCAGGACUGGUGCAGAGCAAAAAUGGCAUCGAGUUCCCUGAUCCACGCCGGGCUGCUUCUGGCCAUCAUUUUCUUACCAGAGUUCCUUGGGGCCGUCCCACUGGAGCAGCACAAAGAAGAACUUCAUGGGGCGGCCGACGAAGUGAAAGCUGAAGUUGCGGCCGACCUUGAGAAGUUGGUACGCAACCGGAGGAACGCGCCCGUCAUGGCCGUGCCCCAGUUCCAGCGCCUCCCCGACUUCUGGGACUGGUACAAGUACUUCAUGGACAGCCAAAACCAGGAAGGGGUUGAAGAUUUGGACCGUCUGUACUUGGCAUACCUGCAGAACAAGCACAGGUCCGAGGAGGGCCCCACCUUUAACCACUACCUCAAACAUCUGAGCGAAAUCUACAAGGCAUGCGCCGAGUCUGACGACCCUGAAUGCAUCGCCGAGUCCACCAGCAAGCCCAGGGCGGCCGUGGUGAUGCCCGCCCCCAUCAAGUCCGCCGCCGUCCGGAUGUGCAAUCCCUACAUCGACCCAUAUUGCCUCUUCCCGCUGACCUCUAAGGGUGCAGCCCCCCAGCUGGAGCCGGCCCCGGCCCCGGCCAAGGUGCCUGCCCCCAUCCUCACCCCGAUGGUACCCAUGCCUCAGAAGAGGCCCACAGGCUUCUACUUCGCCCCGGUCCUGGAGCCUUUCCUGAGCCAUGAGCAGAAGGCUGAGUUGUUGAGAAUCUGCAACCAUGAUGACGUUGAGUGUCUUCAGUACCACCUGAGGGCAGCGUACGGCUACCGACCCGCCGCUGGCCCCGCCCCUUCCUACUCCGCCCUUAAAUGUGACCCCAAUGACCCGUACUGCAAGCCAACCAUGGGGCAAAAAUCCGCCUCUGGGUACUAUCACCUACUCUACCCUAGCUGCGACCCGGCUACCGAUCCUCUUUGCGUGGGCAACGGCGCCGCCCCCGCUGGCCCGGGCAGCGACCCUGCGCCCCAGGAGCAGCAAUGCAACCCGCUGUUCGAUGCCGGCUGCAACCCGCUGACUGCCACCAAGCUGUCUGGCCUCACCAAGUCCGUAAUGGAGUACGCCCCCAAAGGCCAACACGCCCACGUUGCCGCCCCCCUGAGCUGCGACCCGCGCUACGACCCUUACUGCAUACUGGCAGCCGCCGCCUCCCUGCGCAAGCCCCAACCGCAGCUCCCGGAGCAACAGGUCCGCUACAAGCUGGGCAUCCGGGGCAAGACCAAGGAAGGCUACGAUUGCUAUGUGCACUAUGACAAAGACUGCACCCCGGUGGACCCCCGCUCCAAAGCCAGGGCUUCAACCGAGCCCCGCUGCCACCCAUUCGACCCCACCUGCGCAAAGUUUACUUCGCCCUCCGCCGUCCGAGCCCCGGGUCACAGCAAAGGCGGCAUCAUCUUCCCGGACCCGGACUGCGACCCCGAGGUCGACUACAACUGUCCCCUGCGUCGCGCCGAUGACGCCGACGAAGUGAAAGCGGCCGACCGGGUGGGCCGGAAAGAAAAUAAGGCGGCCGCAAAAUCCAGUGUCCCCCGUUUUGAGGACUUCCUCCGUGGCGUCACGUUCCAGCACAAGUCGAUGUAACCCAAAUCACGCAAUUACAAGAAGUCACGACUAAAAUGUGAGCUUUCCUUUCCAGAAUGAUAUCAAAGUUGCUCGUAUGUAUGUAUAAAGGUGUUAGACGUUCCUUUUGUUGAGUUACCCAAAGUGUAUUUAAUGUUGUU